Messenger RNA from Scomber scombrus (Atlantic mackerel), 6921 nucleotides. It is a transcript of the gene aak1b, whose product is annotated as AP2 associated kinase 1b. NCBI's taxonomy places the organism in Eukaryota, Metazoa, Chordata, Actinopteri, Scombriformes, Scombridae. Gene Ontology annotation, molecular function: ATP binding; protein kinase activity. The coding region runs from base 915 to 4223 and encodes 1102 amino acids. The record is from RefSeq and is a predicted model, not a curated record. The transcript has 20 exons. Gene Ontology annotation, biological process: protein phosphorylation.
AGCUCCUCGGAUGUUGCCAUAUCGCUGGCAGCCAGAGAUUGCUGUGGUUGCAAAGACUCGGCUGCUGGGGUAGAAACCUCUUGUCUUUUUUUGGUAGAUCAGAUUCUGUCGUUUCACAUUUGCAGCUCCAGUAGCAGCAGAGGGAAGCUCCGUGUCCCUGCUCUCCUCUGCGGUAGUUUGUUUGUGUGUUGACGAGAGGCUGCCUCGCGCUAAUACGUUAGCUAACUAAAAAAAAAAAAUCACAGUUUUGUUGCAAAUUGGAGCAAUUAAACAGCUCGACGGGCAGCUAUGUGGCGUCAGACGGCCGCUCCACUUGACUGAGGAUGGGAAGAUUUAUCGGGCAACGCUAUCUCACAAGUUACACGUCGGAUACAUCGCACUCGGAGACAUUAUCUUCAGAGGAUAACCUGGAUAACCUUACACGAAAUGUCAUAGCGCGUAAGUAGCUAGCACUUAGCUAGCUGGGUAAUGGCUGGACGAGAUGGAGAAGGACCUAAUGUUAUCAUCAGCAGCAGCAGCCGACCAUGAACAGCUGGAUGGAUAGCUAAAGAAACACUUUAUCCGGGGAUGCUAUAGCCUCCUGGGUGGUCUAAUUCACUUACAUAACAGCUAGUCGCAACCGCUCUAGCUAUUACCAACUGGCGUGUGUUGGCAAAGCAAAUGGGAGAUUUGCCACCUAAAAUCUGGCUUGUCUCAACAUCAUCAUCAUCAUAAGUGACAAAGGCGUCGCUGCAUGUUUUGAGGCUGCAGAUAGACUUUUCCUCUGAUUCUUCAGGUCUUCAAUCUGACCUGCUUUGUCUAUAAAGUGCAAAGAAAGAAAAAAAAAAUCCACUGCACAGCAAAACGAGCAGCUCAUCCGUGUGUCUGCCUCGCAUCCGAAAGCCACAAACACUCCCCCCUGUCACAUCGACAACAUGAGGAAGUUCUUUGAUUCUCGUCGGGAGUUGGUCAGCUCUGGGCCUGGUUCUGGAGGAGGAGGUGGCAGCUCUGGAUCCAGUCAUGCAGGCGGAAAUUUCAUUGGACGAGCCUUCACAGUCGGACGGCAUCAAGUCACUGUGGAGGAGAUAAUUGCUGAAGGUGGUUUUGCAAUAGUGUUCCUUGUGCGAACAAAUCAAGGAGUGCGUUGUGCCCUGAAGAGGAUGUAUGUCAACAAUGAGCAUGAUCUGCAGGUGUGCAAAUGCGAGAUUCAAAUAAUGAAAGACCUUGUCGGUCACAAGAAUAUUGUUGGUUAUCUGGACUCCAGUAUCACCGCCAUGGGAUCGAGGGAUGUAUGGGAGGUUCUCAUACUUAUGGACUACUGCAAGGGAGGCCAGGUGGUCAAUUUGAUGAAUCAAAGGCUGCAGACUGGUUUCACUGAAGCUGAGGUGCUGCAGAUCUUUUGUGACACCUGUGAUGCUGUUUGUCGCCUGCACCAGCGCAAGUCGCCCAUCGUCCACAGAGAUCUAAAGGUGGAGAACAUCCUUCUGCAUGACAAGGGUCAUUAUGUUCUGUGCGACUUUGGCAGCGCCACUAAUAAGUUCCAGAGCCCACAGACUGAAGGAGUGGCAACCGUGGAGGAAGAGAUCAAAAAGUACACCACUUUAUCAUAUCGUGCCCCUGAGAUGGUGAACCUCUACAACAACAAGAUUAUCACCACAAAAGCAGAUAUCUGGGCGCUGGGCUGUUUGCUGUACAAGUUGUGCUUCUUCACUCUGCCCUUUGGUGAAAGCCAGGUGGCCAUCUGUGAUGGCAGUUUCACCAUUCCAGAUAACUCCCGCUACUCUUAUGAUCUUCACUGCCUCAUUCGGUACAUGCUGGAGCCAGACCCAGACAAAAGACCAGAUAUCUACCAGGUGUCCUUCUUUGCUUUUAAACUAGCACAGCGGACUUGCCCUGUACAGAAUGUGAAGAAUUCUCCAAUUCCCUCUAAACUUCCUGAGCCAGUCAAAGCCAGUGAGGCUGCAGCAGCAAAGAAAAACCAGGCUAAACCAAGACUGACAGAUCCUGUUCCCACCACUGAAACCUCCAUCACUCCCCGCCAAAGGCCCAAAGCAUCCCAUACCCAGCCUGCUGCUGGCAUCCUACCCAUCCAGCCUGCUGCUCUCACCCCUCGCAAGCGGGCUAAUCUCCCUGGUGGUGCAGCUCAGCCUGUGGGAGUUAGCUUAAACCUCUCUCAGCCAGCCGCAGCUCUCCAGUCGCAGAAGGCUCAGACUGCAGCUCUGCCACUCAUCCAGUCACAAAACUCCAGUCAGGCUGUGGCUGCACAGAAGCAGCCUGCAGCAGCCCCUACAGCAGAGACUACAGCAGCGACAGCAGUAUCCCCGGUGACCAAGGCUGACGUCCAACCACAAGCACAGCCAACAGUUCAGCAACAGACCACACCUCCCUCUGUGGUCAAUGCCGCCUCCCAGCAGGCAGCGCAAACUCCAUCCAGCCCGGCCCCACCUCAACGCCCAGCUCGACGCAAGCAGGCUGGCCAGGCUCAGCAGCCAGCGGCCCUGCCUUCGCCCAGCAAACCAGCCUCCGGUCAGCUGCCUGUGUCUGAGCAGCAGCAGAUAACUCAGCCACCAGCUGCCCAGGCUCAGACUGGCUCCACUGAGAUCAGCCAAAAAGCAGCUGAGACGACUCCACCUGCUUCUCCAAAGACAACUGAGGAACAAGGCCACAAACGCAUCCCGAGUGACGCCACAGCGAGCAGCAUCACUGGAGCUCCAGCAGGUGACUCCUCACAGCAGACACAAGGAGCAAAUGGAGACGCUGCCCUCAACCAAUCACUUACAUCUGAAUCAACCCUCAUCCAACCUGUUCAGCUUGGUGUUGGUGAUGCAGUGCAGGACCAAAGCAAAGCUGGACCAACUGUUCCUGCCUCUGGCUGUGCCACCAACACCCCUACACAGCCUGCAUGGAACCCAUUUGAUGACGACAACUUCUCCAACCUCACUGCAGAGGAAUUCAAAGCUGAUGACAAAAAGCCUAACGAUAUACCUUCAGAAACUGAGACAGCAUCCUGCGAAGAGUUGAUACCCGGCUUACAGGCCUCCGCUGUGGACAAUGCACCGCAAGAAACUGUUGAAAGACCAUCAUCCAUUCUUGAUGUGGAUUCAGGAGCCUCACUGUUGGUUGUCCCAGAUCCUUUCGGGACCCUCGAACUGUCAGGCACACCAGAGAAGCUGAUUGAAGGACUCAAAUCUCCAGACACAACCUCGCUCAUGCUUCCCGACCUGUUGUCGUUGUCUGAUCCCUUUGGCGGCUCUGUGGAAGACUCUGCAAAAAACCCCCUCACUGCAGACGACUCUCUCCUGGGGUGCUCUCUGAUCUCCGGUCCGUCCGCACCUCCAUCAGGGAGCAGUGCCCCCUCCUCUGUCUCCUCUGCCCCGACCUCUGCUGCCUCUGCUUUGGAUGAUUUUAGUCUGUUGUCUGGAGACUCUGCACAGCCUAAAGCGGACUCGUCUCUCCUCAUCUCAGACUUUGAGCCCCAACAAGCCAGUGCGGAGGCGGGCACAGAGGACGACGACGAGUUUGAUCCUAUUCCCGUUACAGGACGAAAGAAUUCCCAAGACCUGCAGAGGGAGCUCAACAGUAAUACACUCAAAGCCAUUGGGACUGUGCAGUUCACUGAGGAGAAGCAAAGGAUGUUGCAGCAGAGGACUGUUGCAUGUGUCUAUACUGAACACAUGUUGCCUUCAGAUGAGAGCAGCAUUCAACACCAUACAACACCAGCUCCUUCCACCAGCCUGCAUACCAGACCUGUCAACCAAGUAUCUCAGUUCCCGUCUGAAAACAGCCCAGUCACCUUUGAUGUUUUCCAGCUGGCCCCUUUUAAAACACCAGGAAAAGAAAGCAAGAUGGCAUCCAGCAGCUCCUCCUUUUCUGCGUCUCAUAAACCUUCCGAGGUAUCUGAUGUUUUCCUGCAGGCACCGUUUGGAAAGAAGCUAGAAACCACCAAAGCUGUCCCUGAUAACGCUAACACACCACAGAUCCAAAGUAGCAGCCAGAGUCAUCUAGUAACAUCUCUUCCUGCUCCUCAGUCUCCUAGUACUCGUGUCCCUCCUCUGCACACGGAGGCGCCUCUGCUCCAGCAGCCGGUGGCGGUGCACCGGGUUGUCUCCAGGAUCGGUCAGCAGGCCGCUGUGGGUUCAGUAGCAGUGGGGCCUCUGCACUCCUGGACCAUAGGGGGAAGAGCUCUGGAGGACCCAUUUACUGCUGCGCCUUUUCAGCCAAGAUGUUCUCAGGGGAAACCUUGAUUAUAUAGUACACACAUCUUUUAAAAAUGCCAAGUCAGAGUCAGCUUUUUGUUUUUGCAACUUAAGAAGGAACCAAAGUAUGGUUCCGUUGCAGUGUUACACAAACCUCUAACGUAUUUUCACUCCUGACAUCAUUACUGCAGUAUUACAAUACUAAAUUAUCCUUUUAUCAAUUACGUACUUGUUUUUCUACCUCAGUCAUCUGAUUUGCUUUCAGACUGAGCACAAUGUUGUGCCAUUUCAGCACUUUACAAUAGUCUGAACAUGGACCGUGAGGUUCUUAAAGUGAACAUGAAGGAUUGGUUCUGACUGAUGAAAACACAAUUAAGGAUAUCAAAAAGGGUUUUGUUGAAAGCUGUCAUUUUUUUUUUACUUGCAUAACUUGCUGUUUAUUCAAAUAAUGAAUCAAAAAACAUUCAGUGUGUUUUUCAAUUAACAGGCCCAUAACUGAAAAUAUGGAGCUGUUUUAUUCAAAUCCUUACAAACAUGAUGCUACAUAAGCGCUUCAAUAAACCUGUCAGUGAAAAUGACAGUGAUUGCAGUUUAAAUCAGGGGUGCCCAGGCUUGUUUGGCUUGUGAGCUACUUUUAAUUUUGACCAGCUAUAAAUGAUCUAACAAAAAAAACAACAGCUUUAAUAGCAUAUCUGACAGUUAGACAUACAGUAACACCAAAUGCCCCUUCUGGGUUCUUCACAGAAAAACAGUGAGCAGAAUCACAAAUGUGUCAUUGAAGCAGUCUCUCAAAGUACUUUUUCAUUCCUUUCAAAGACAGUAGUGGUGUUAAGUAGUAGUUUGUGGUUCCAGCAGGUGUGUAGUGUUUGCUGAUUGCGUCUCUCUCUCUCUCUCUCUCUCUCUCUCUCUCUCUCUCUCUCUCUCUCUCUCUCUCUCUCUCUCUCUCUCUCUCUCUCUCUCUCUCUCUCUCUCUCUCUCUCUCUCUCCUUGACCGUCCCUUCACUUCACUUUGCUCACUACACUAGACACUAGUCAAUUUACUCGCUUUGCAUUCUGGGUUUGACAGACUGGCCGCUCAUACGUGUCAUUCAUGUCACACAUAUCAAUUGGUAGGUGCCAGAGGAAGGAGGGGCGACAACUUUUUUUUUUUUAAUGGCACUCAAGGCAAUUGACUGGUGGAUCUUGAUCGGCGUAUUGGGCCCCCCUGGUUUACCUUUUUGUUUACAGUUUAAAGUUGUGCCUAUCAGAGAUGUAAUUAACCUAAGUGGUUGCAGAUUCAGUAUCAUUGCUGCAAAAGAUAUAAAACUUGCUGAGAUGCAAUCCAAAGAAAUCCAUUGAAUUUCUCUUACACAGUUAAAGGAGAAAAAAAUAUUUAUGCAAUAGUUAUUUUCAUAUUAACAGUUAAAGCAAUGUAAUUUUAUAAUGAAUAUUUUGCAGAAAAGACAGGCAAAUUGCAAAAAAAAUCCCAAAUGGCUGGUCACUCAAGUACUGUACAGAUUUAUGAAGGAUUUAAAAGGGGACCUAUUAUGCUUUUCCUCAUUUUCUGUCAUAUUUAUAAUGUUAUAAUGUCGGAUGGUCAUAUGAAAUGUGGCUAAAGCGUCUAAUAAUGACAACAUUGGCUUGUGACAGAUUUCUUUAUAUGGUCAUUUGCUCCACGGGAGUUCACUGGUCUGCUCUGCUGACAUUGUGGCAUUUUUCCAUCGUUUUGGUUGUAGUCGCAUGGUCGCACCGAGCCAUGACUCCAUUACUCAGCACUGCAAAAUAGUAGUAAUUUGUUUACCUGUUGAAGGUGUGCUGGUCAUCUGCAGUUCUUCAUCAAACAUCUCACUGGCUGUUUCUGCUGGUAUUAUUCCUCCAUGCAUUAUUUCUAAUUGAUCCAGUGAACAAAGAUAUAUAUACACAUGUUGUUGUAUAGAACAGUUUUUAUUAAAUAAUAGUGCCGCUAACGAAAGUCUGCUAAUUCAGAGAUGAACACAUUUCAUUGCCUUUACAUUCUUUGCAAUAAAAGUCUCCUGUUACUCCUCCUGUUAGUCAUUUAAAAGCUUUAAAUAUGAAGCACCAAAAGCAGGAAAUGUUGGGUUUGCAUCGGCGGUAACGUAACAUGACUCUGAUAUGGCUGCCCUUCACUUGGCUUCUUGAAGCUGGCCCAUCAGAAUAGAAUGAGGGGCUGCAUAAAGGGCCAAUAUUAGAUAAAUACAGAGUUUUUUUUAACUGUGAAUCAUGCAAAGCUACUUUAGUGGACUCCCAGAAUAAAAAUAUAGAGCUGGAAAUGAGCAUAAUAGGUCCUCUUUAAGAAUUUCAAGUUUACCUGCUUUACUGCUUAAGAAUUGUUACAUUUGCUGCUUCAAUUUUCCUUCACAUUGCACCAGUGUUAUAUGAUUAUAGUUGUCUUUGUUUGUUUUUUAACUGUUAUUGUUUUUGUCUCUUUCUUGGUACUACAAUGAAAACAUAUCAUGUCUGUGGUCCAGAUCCACUGAUCAUAGACUACGCAUCAUCUCUACAGAGUUAACUUUUAAGUAAGCUGUUUUUUUAAAGUUGUACGAUCUUAAUUAAUGCUUAUGAGUUGCUUAGCGACCUGGCACAGAUACAGUAGGGACUUUUUGUAAACCAUGCUGCCUUUGCUUGCUGUAUUUUGUUCAUGUAUAAUAUCUUUCAUUUAUAUUAUCUAGCUAUUAAUACUGGACAUUAGGAAAGUUUGUAUGUGAAAGAAAUUAACUAUGUAUUUUAUUAAAGGUUUUGAAUAUAA